Messenger RNA from Epinephelus lanceolatus (giant grouper), 7262 nucleotides. NCBI's taxonomy places the organism in Eukaryota, Metazoa, Chordata, Actinopteri, Perciformes, Serranidae. The record is from RefSeq and is a predicted model, not a curated record.
UUUUUCUGCCAUUGUAAAAGGACAAUCAAGGUUCCCACUGAUAAACAUCACCGCUUUACCUUCGUACGUAACAACAAAUGAUUGACACGACCUCCAGCCAAUAGAACGCCCGUCUGGCAACAGGUUAUCGCCUGAACCCCGGGAAUCAGCCAAUGGGAAGCGAGAGGAGGCGGGGCGCGGCCGCCUCGCUCUGCCGCUCAUGUAGCGUGAAGCGAUACAUGUUAGGUUGAGCUUUGAAUGAGGGGCCAUCAUCCCGGCGGCUCGGAGGUGGAAAAUACAGUUUAAAGUGUCUCUGGAUGCGUUUUAAAAUGAACAAGCAGGCUCUGCUGACAGAUACCCGAGUGACCGUUCGGCGCCCGUUCACCUCCUCGUCGGGUUUUCUCGGAUGAACUCCUCUCGCUCCCUAAUUUCCAUCUGAUGUUUCCCAAGACUGACUAGAUAUUAAUUAAAAAAUACACACAUAUAUUCUGAAUAUAUAGUUCAAAAUCUCCAGUAGGAAUUCAAACAACAACAUAUCACCUGUAUCACCCUUUUCCCCCUCCCCCCUUUUCCCUUUACACCAGAUUAAGAGGGGCAUCAAAACACACUUAGGAUUCACAAACACACACGUUACAUACACAAGCCACCAUGUCCUCCAUCCUUCCCUUCACUCCCCCUGUAGUGAAGCGUCUCCUGGGAUGGAAGAAGACUCCAGCGGGGAGCGGAGGAGCCGGAGGAGGCAUCGGAGGAGUGGGUGAGCAGAACGGGGGAGGACAGGAGGAGAAGUGGUGCGAGAAGGCCGUGAAGAGCUUGGUGAAGAAGCUGAAGAAGACCGGGCAGCUGGAUGAGCUGGAGAAAGCCAUCAGCACGCAGAACAGCAACACAAAGUGUGUCACUAUACCCAGUAAUUGCUCAGAUCUUUGGGGUCUGGGCUCAGGCCACACGAUAGAGCAGUGGGACUCUGCAGGCAUGUACGGAUACCAUGACCACAGCAGGUCGUUGGAUGGACGUCUCCAGGUGUCCCAUCGUAAGGGCCUGCCACACGUCAUCUACUGCCGCCUGUGGAGAUGGCCCGACCUUCACAGCCACCACGAGCUGAGGGCCAUCGACUCCUGCCAGUUCGCCUUCAACCUCAAAAAGGAUGAAGUGUGUGUCAAUCCCUACCACUACCAGAGAGUGGAGACGCCUGUGCUGCCUCCGGUGUUGGUGCCUCGUCACACAGAGAUUCUGACAGAGCUUCCUCCUCUAGAUGACUUUACAAACUCCAUCCCUGAAAACACCAACUUCCCUGCCGGCAUAGACCCUCCGAAUAACUAUAUACCAGAGACUCCUCCACCUGGCUACAUCAGUGAAGAUGGAGAGACCAGCGACCAACAGAUGAAUCAAAGUAUGGAAUCAGGCUCACCAGCAGAAAUGUCACCCAGCACCCUGUCACCUGUCAGUCAUGGCCUGGACCUUCAGCCCGUCACCUACAGUGAACCCGCUUUCUGGUGCUCGAUAGCCUACUAUGAGCUAAACCAGCGGGUGGGAGAGACGUUCCACGCCUCACAGCCGUCGCUGACGGUCGAUGGCUUCACCGACCCCUCCAACUCCGAGCGCUUCUGUCUAGGGCUUCUCAGCAAUGUUAACAGGAACGCAACUGUUGAAAUGACAAGGAGACAUAUAGGUCGUGGUGUAAGGUUGUACUACAUUGGAGGGGAGGUGUUCGCCGAGUGCCUCAGUGACAGUGCCAUUUUUGUCCAGAGUCCCAACUGCAACCAGCGAUACGGCUGGCACCCUGCCACAGUCUGCAAGAUACCACCAGGCUGUAAUCUGAAGAUUUUUAACAACCAGGAGUUUGCUGCGCUGCUGGCCCAGUCAGUCAAUCAGGGGUUUGAGGCAGUCUACCAACUAACCAGGAUGUGCACCAUCAGAAUGAGCUUCGUCAAGGGCUGGGGGGCAGAGUACAGACGUCAGACAGUAACCAGCACUCCCUGUUGGAUUGAGCUGCAUCUCAACGGCCCCCUCCAGUGGUUGGAUAAGGUGCUGACCCAGAUGGGUUCACCAUCAGUGCGCUGCUCCAGUAUGUCCUAAACAGGGUUCUGCUGCUGCCUGCGCAAAUUCACAAACUGUCAUGUCACAACAUUUGACCAGUAUGUCCUGAGGAAGACCACGGUGCAGUCUUAAACUGAGGCACUAACAUUAGCAUCAAGAAAAAAAAGGAUCACACGAAGGACCUGGAGGAUGGAAGAAUGACAUCGCUGAUGGACAGUGUUAACAAUGAUGUCAAUGUGGGCCUGACCACCUUCGGCUCUGUUGGAUUAAGAUGACAUUCCAGUAAUCAUGGACCUAGUAAUUGAAAUCACUCUGCAAUACCAAAUGUCGAGAGUGAUGUCAUAAUGGACCAGACUGCAUUCAUGUUUUUUUUUUUGGUAUUUGACUGAGGCUCUGAUCCGACAGAGCUUCACUGUCCUGCUCGAUGAUACGAGAGCGGCUGUUUUGGGGGAUUGCGUGCAAGACCUUCUGGCUAAGGGCAGUCUCUCCAACCGUGAGUCCACCUUCCUGCUCCACUACCUACCUACUACAGCACAACUUUGAUUCAAGAUUUCUGUUUACACAAGGUUGACCAACAGUAGUACUGCCACUCCAGGCUCAACCAAAGUCAACUCCACGCCUGGAUAUGAUUUUCUUUCUUGGUUUUGGUGACCAAACUUCCAUUUUUAUCUUGAGAUUUUCUUGCUUUUCUCCUAAUCAGUUCCUGUGUCGUCGUGAUCACGGACAUGAUUACGCCGGAACGACGGUCUUCAGCUCUGAAAGGGGUGACCACUGGGAGACCAAGUUGAUGUCUAGAAUCAAUAUAACAUACCCUUUAGAUGCACACACACCUGUACACUGUAACACAAACAAACCUUCGCUAUCUUUCACAUGAGGACAAAUAACUUCCUGUGUGUGUUUAACCGGUCCCAUUCAACCAUGAGUGUGUAGAGGGGUAGAUGUUCGGAUCAGAGCUGAAACAGCUGCUAACCAGCAUAGAUAACUGGAAUGAGUAAGCUAAGUAAAUCACAGUGCAAGAGUGGAGGACAUGUCCGUCUUCUUGAACUUCAUACAAACCACAAAAGCAAAAGUAGUUAACCACAGUUACCAGGUUGCCCCUUCUAGUUUUUGCGGGCCAACCAUUUGCACUGACUCUCUGCCCCUGCACACUCUUACGCUCUCUCUUACACCCUCUUUAUUAACUUUUUACAAUUAUAUCAUCAUGCUUAUGAAGGAGAGUGUUGGACUUGGAGACGUGUAGGACUAGGACUCAGUAUAAUGCAGUUCAAGAAUCUAAGCCUCAGUGCCGCCCCCUGCUGUCUAAAAGAAAGAAAUACCAUCACUUACAUUUCACUGAUGCAGACAUUGAGCAAGUCUCUCUCGAUUAUAUGCUUGGACUGAUGCACGAUUUUCUCCAUUAUUGACAUUUUAUUGAUAGGAAGACAACUCCCGCAGUGUGGGACUUUGAAAAAAACAAAAAAACAAAAAACGGCUUCUAUACUGUUGUUGCACUGCCCCAAAUUAUGCACACUUGAUAUCGCUACAAGAAAGUUGCCUUUGAUGUAAAAUACAGCGAGAUAUGCUUUGAAAUGUACAGAUAGGAAUGUUGAAAAGCCCAAGUGGAGUCACGGCAAUUACAAAAAAUAUCUUCCAUAUUUUUAAGAAUGUUCACUUUAAGAGUUUUUUUGCAUAUAUUGUCUAAAUUGGCUUAUUAAAGAUUGUUAAAUUCAGUUGAUUUUAAUAAAAUUCCUUUCCCUGAUCUAAAAGCCAGCUGGUACCUACGCUGGUACUGUAGAGUCCCAAAUCGUAAGUAUUUAAGCUUUAAGUAUUUGACAAGCUAGUUAUACGACACAGCUAUUUUCUUUACACAUUCUUUUAGCUACAUUUUUGUAUCGUGUAUUUUUUACAUAUGAAUAUAUUUAAAGAUCUUCAAAGCUUUCUUCCCUUUUAUUAGAAUUCAGUAUUUUUUUAGAAUAUGCCCUCGGCUUGAAACGACAGCUUGAUGAUGAGUUAUGAAGUAUGUAGCAUAGGAUGGAACAUUUUCACUGACUUUACCACAGUUUGGAUUUGGUGACCGAGAGGCCGAGCCAUCAUAAUUCCCAUUCUGUUUUCUUCUUGGCCAGUGAAUUUUGGAAUCUAUCAGCUUUUACAGCUGUUGAAAAAGGUAAUUUCUUGUCUAACUCUUAGGAUUUUUUUUCAGCCUAAAGGGCGUGACCUGAAUUAUGAUAGUGCUGUCCCAAAGACUGAAUGCAUGUAUUACAUUUUACAGUAUGCCCUGUACACUGCAGAUCCACUGUGUCAUAAACCUAAUUGCUGAUGAAAACCUAACAGCUUCAGUUUUCUGAUACCAAAUUUAUUGACUUAAUAUUUAAACUUGCCAAUUUACUUUUUGGGGUGUAGUUUGUUGUAAAUUUUUAGUCACAAAUCAAGCUCUCAUGGCGGCAUGGUGGUGCAGUGGGUUUGCAUGUUCUUCCCAUGUCAGCGUGGGUUUUCUCCGGGAGCUCCAGUUUCCUCUCACAAUCCAAAUACAUCCAGGUUAAUUGGCGACUCUAAAUUGGCCGUAGGUGUCUGGCGACCUGUCCAGGGUGUACCCCACCUCUUGCCCUUGAACAUGCGGUUCCAGAACUGAAUGAAUGAAUCAAGAUACCUGUUUAUCUAUCAGUAUGCCAUGGUCACUAGAAAAUAAUUCUGUUUAAAACUAAACAAAAUUCAGAUUUUUGGAGAUGUUAGGAUUUAAUUCAGCAGCUGAGCAAUGCAGUAUUAUUUUCCAGUAUCAAAGCAGAUGAUAUUCAGUUGGAAAGCUCUGACUUUGGAAGGUGAAUCUGUCUUACUUUAGCAACAUAGGACAUUCCAGUACGUGCUGCAAAAGCUGCUGCAGCUCCGCAGAUGUUUGAUUCUCAUGACUCCAUAUAUGUGGUUGUACACUGUUAAUUUACAGUGAGCGUGUUAACAUGCACACAUGAUAUGUCCCAUUCAACGCGUCUUUAUUCUCAAAUGUAUUCCUCAAGUGUAUCCCAAUGCAUCAGCUGGGAUUGCAAGUAAAUGUAUUUAAACUGGACUCGGUGGCCUCAGUAUCUCAGCUCAUACUGUCACAUUCCAGAUCGCUUGUUUGACGUGUUUCAAACUUUGACAGAACCUGACUGGUCUUGACUUGUUGCUAAUUAAUGCCGGUGUGCAUGUAAACACGUUCACGUUUUUCUGUUUGAUUACUGUAACAUGUGGGGGAAAUGUUGGUUCAAAGAUUUAUUGUAGAAGACACAUUAUCACUCCGACCUCGUCAGGUAUCGACUUUUCGUCAUGGACUUUCCACGUCCACAUGCGAUGUGCAAGGUACCCUGGGUGUGUUGGUUGUUGGCAUUCUGGGACGCCGUGUCAAGUUCUGCCUGUUACAUGCAUUGUUUUCUUUCAAAAUACACUUCUGUUUUCACAGGAAAUUUACCGAUUACAUACAGUCUCUUUCAAAAAGAACACACUAUGUCGGUAAAAUAUCGCAAAUUGAUGUUUUUUCCCUCCAACAACACACGCACGUGGUUGGGUUUAGGAAAAAAGAACUGAGUUUGGCUUUAUAAUCUCAUGGGAUGUCCACCACCAGUCCCUCUCGUCGUUCUCGGACUUUCGCUGGCUUAAUUUAAGUUCUUAUCCCGCUGUGUUUCCCCCUGAUGCCGUCAAACUAUAAUGGCGACUGGCCGUGUAUCUUGCAGUGUCUGUUUGGCAAACAAACACCAACUUUCGGAAAAAAGAACAGGGUUUGGUUUUAUAAUCUAUGGCCUUUAUAAUCUAGGGGACGCGAACACCGCUCUCCUGGGUGAAUGUUGGUGUUUGUUGGGUCUGGGCACACAAACAUCGACUUUUGGAAAAAAGAACAAGGUGUGGCUUUAUAAUCUAUGGGAUGCGAACAAUGCUCUCCUGGGUGAAAGUCUGUGUUUGUUGGACCCAUCCACCACCCCACCCACUCUCCCUACUCAGACUUGCUGCCUUAAUUUUAGUUCAUAUCCCGCAGCAUUUUUCUCUGAUACGGCUAAGUGCCAUUAAACUAUAACAGUGAUCGGCCACGUAUCAUGCCGAUGUUAAAAGACAGCUUUUUCGUCAGUGUCUGACGCCACAAGUCACUGCCCAAGCGCCAGAUUUUGACGACUUCGGAGUGAGACUGGGUUGUCGUAGAAUGCCAAAUGACGGUUUAAUGAAGUUUAUCAUAUAAUAAGAAGAUAAGAAGUCCGUAAAUCCUGAUGUUUAAACAUACCGUCAGCAUCCUGCAGAAAUCAAGAUUUGAGGUUGACACUCGAUAGGUAACAUCCCCGCCUCCAGGGUGGUGUAUGUUAGCACUUGGACCAAACUGAAAGAUUCACACUUUUAAAAAAAAUCCUGCGGUUGGUUUGACUCUGCAAAUCAUAAGCAUACUUUUUUAGGGACUGUAUUUGCUUCAUUCAGCAAGCAUUGGGUCAAAUUUUUAUCACUUAUAACCAGCCAAACGCAGUGAUGUUCGUCUUUUUCUGUGUGUAUCUACCUGUCCACCCGUCUGUCCCGCCUUUUCGCUGGUCUUUUUCAUUUAAUAGGGUAAAUAGUUGACUGGACUUUGCCAAGGUCAGUACACAGGACAUGAAAACAUAGUGUUACCUUUAAGGUUGUUGUAUCAUUGCUAACCCACGUUCGUUCUAUGCAGUGACAUCAAAUCGUUCGGACUGAACACAUUCCUCUGUAGUGUAUUUUCUGAUGGCUAGACAUGCUGGUGUCUGCAUAUCGCCAGCGUCCAGCAACAGCCUUUGUAUCAACUUUAUUUUGUUUCUUUAAAUGAGUGCCACCCGACAUCGUACCCAGAAACCAACCAGCUGUUCUCACUCCUUGAGAAUUCUGUUUUAGACAUGGAUGACGAGACCAAACGAGGUUUCAUGUAGGCGACAUCGACACAUUUCGAGGGUCCACAUUCCUAUUUACAGAUGACAUAUUGUAUUUUUUUUUUCUUAUUGUGAUGACAAUUGUGUAUCCCCAAACAAGCCUCUUUCUGACGGACUCCUAUGAAGGUGGCUUUUUGGAGACGGUGAAGGUUCUACAUGUCACUAGUGAUGUUAUUGUAUAGUUGUACUUUUAUUUUACCAUACAUGCUGUUCCUUUCUCUUGCUAUCGACGGAGCGUAUUCCAUUAGACGACAAAGCUGUUAGGAUUUCUGUCUUCUUCAAACACUGAUGACGAUCUUCAUAGGCUUUCCAACUAUUCUACAUAUACAGUCAACUUCUUACAGUGUACACUAAUAAAGCUGUUUUAAUUCAACUGAA